Molecule: messenger RNA, 1284 nt
Organism: Sphenostylis stenocarpa
Lineage: Eukaryota; Viridiplantae; Streptophyta; Magnoliopsida; Fabales; Fabaceae
Source: the annotation of a GenBank genome assembly
AUGUCUGCUAAUGUCAAUGGAGUUUCUGCUCUGUAUUUUCUUUACAAUGAAAGUUUGAACAUAUUGUUAGAUCCCUUGGGAAUUUAUAUGGGAGAAGCACCGGCAUUGCUUGUUGAUGACCUGCAGGAUGGGGCUCAGAAUGACCGUGAAUUGAAAAACGGAGCUUGCAAAGCGACUGCUACCGUUGGUGAUAAGACGUACGUCAUUGGUGGAGCUGAUGAUGGAAUUUUGUCCAUUGAAGUUCAAAUUUUUGACCGUAAUCGUGGAGAAUGGGUUCGCCCCACUGUGAGGGGCAUCAAACCCAUCUGGAGCAAAGGUCUUUCAGCAGUGCCUUUGGAAGACAAAAUACUAAUUCUUAAGAAGGGUUCUAAGCCAGAUGAUCAAAUAUGGUUCCUGGAGGUUGGCACUCAAUAUGUUAGGCAGCAGCAAGAAUAUUUGGGAACUGAGGUGGUUGCAUGGAGUAAAGGCGUGGUAGGAAAUGCUGAGAAGCCUGUUGUUAUUAGUGGUCCUUCUGGAGUAGGCAAAGGAACAUUGAUAGCAAUGCUUAUGAAGGAGUUUCCAUCUAUGUUUGGUUUUUCUGUGAGCCACACCACCCGUGCUCCAAGAGGUACGGAGAAAGAUGGGGUCCAUUAUCAUUUUACUGAAAAGAGUAUAAUGGAGAAAGAAAUCAAAGAGGGAAAGUUUCUUGAGUUUGCUUCUGUCCAUGGUAAUCUCUAUGGAACUAGUGUUGAGGCUGUGGAACUGGUAGCAGAUGCAGGGAAAAGAUGUAUUCUUGAUAUUGAUGUUCAAGGUGCAAGAUCUGUGAGGGCUAGCUCUCUUGAAGCCAUAUUCAUCUUUGUAUGUCCCCCUUCAAUGGAGGAGCUGGAGAAGCGUCUUCGUGACCGAGGGACAGAGACUGAAGAGCAGAUCCUGAAGCGACUACGUAAUGCAGAGGCUGAGAUUGAGCAAGGCAAAUCUUCUGACAUAUUUGAUUUCAUCCUAUACAAUGACAAACUUGAUGAGUCUUAUGAGAGACUUAAGAAACUAUUGGGACUUGAUGAUUUUAUCGCUACACCUAAAUCUGGCCCUGGAGAGAUUGAUUUACCAAUUGACCAUUCCGUAACAAAAAUUGAUAACAAAAUCAUCAUAAACCGCAUCUCCUCAGGAGAGAAGGAAGCAAAGAAUUUGAUCAUAUUAGAUGUUUCCUCACUAAAUGGAGGUGCACCUGGACGAACAAGAGGCCUAAAUUUCCAAGCCAUUGGCUCGUUCUCAAAUGGCUUGACCGGGAUAGAGGAUCUUAGCUAA